Cotesia congregata is the source of this 387-nucleotide messenger RNA. The record is from the annotation of a GenBank genome assembly. NCBI's taxonomy places the organism in Eukaryota, Metazoa, Arthropoda, Insecta, Hymenoptera, Braconidae.
AUGUUGUCAAGCAUUGUUAAAGAGCACCAAAAUAAACAAGCUGCUAAGAAAGAAUCACAAGAACAAAAACGCAAAGAAGCGGUUCGAGCGGCUAAUAAUUUAACACAAGCAUUGGUUGAUCAUCUAAAUGUUCGUGUUGCACAGGCAUAUUUGAACCAGCGAAAAUUAGAUGCCGAAGCUAAACAACUGCAACAAUCAGCAACGGCAUUUGCAAAACAAACACACUUAUGGUUGAAUUUAGUCGAAUCAUUUUCAAGUGCAUUGAAAGAAAUUGGUGAUGCAGAAAAUUGGGCACAGAGUAUUGAAGGUGAUAUGAGAACGAUAGCUACCGCUUUGGAGUACUCUUACAAAGCCAGCCAAGAUGCCCAUGGAUCGAACGUUAAUUAA